UUAAAAAAUACUGAUUGGACGAAGUAGAAAACGUACGUUGUUUUUAGAAGCUUAAAACUGUACUCAUCACCUAGCUAGCCGGCCACUAGUUCCGAUCCCCCGUUGAUUGAGUGGCCACGUACGUACACUCAUGGCGGCCAACUGCGACGCAGAAGCGGCGCCGCUUCUCCGGAACAUUAACUGCCGCAAUGGUGAGGGGAAAAAGCGGUGGCACCGACAUCUGUCGAGCAGCGGGGUGAGAAGCUUUGCCGGAGAGUUUGGAGUGGAAUCCAAGAAGCUGUGGGAGAUCGCCGGGCCGGCGAUUUUCACCGCCCUGUGUCAGUACUCCCUUGGGGCACUCACCCAGACCUUUGCCGGUCAAGUGGGGGACCUUGAACUCGCCGCCUUCUCCGUCGAGAACUCCGUCGUUGCUGGUCUAGCUUAUGGAGUCAUGCUAGGAAUGGGAAGUGCAUUGGAGACAUUGUGCGGGCAAGCAUAUGGGGCGGGGCAAAUGAGGAUGUUGGGCGUCUACAUGCAAAGGUCAUGGGUCAUACUAUUGACCACUGCUUGUUUUUUGGUUCCUAUUUAUGUUUUCGCUCCUCCAAUACUCCACCUCAUUGGACAGACCCGACGUAUCUCUAAAGCCGCCGGAAAAUUUUCAUUGUGGAUGAUUCCACAAUUAUUUGCAUAUGCCAUUAACUUCCCAAUACAGAAAUUCUUGCAAGCACAGAAGAAAGUGCUUGUAAUAGCGUGGAUAUCUGCAGGCGUGCUAUUGACGCACACCUUCUUUGCCUGGUUACUUAUGUUAAAGCUGGAAUGGGGACUAGUUGGGGCAGCCGUUGCGCUCAACUCUUCAUGGUGGCUCAUAGUUAUCUUUCAGUUGAUUUAUAUUUUCGUCUCCAAGUCAGAUGGUGCUUGGGAUGGGUUCUCAUGGCUAGCUUUUCAAGACUUGUUUUUCUUUGUCAAGCUUUCUUUGGCUUCUGCCGUCAUGUUAUGUUUGGAGUUUUGGUACUUGAUGGUAAUAAUUCUGAUAGCAGGUCGUUUGGAGAAUCCUUUAGUCCCCGUUGACGCACUUUCUAUCUGCAUGAACAUACAAGGAUGGGACGCGAUGAUUUCUAUAGGAUUUAAUGCAGCCAUAAGCGUGAGAGUAUCGAACGAACUUGGAGCUGGAAAUUCAAGAAUAGCAAAAUUUUCCGUAUUAGUGGUUUCUAUUACAUCAGUGUGUAUUGGAAUUGUUUGUAUGGGAGUCGUGUUUGGCACAAGAAAUCUUUUCCCACUCAUUUUCACCAAUAGUGAUGCAAUAGCCAAGGAAACCACGAAAUUAGCAAUUUUGUUGGGGUGGACAUGUCUACUUAACAGCCUCCAGCCUGUCUUAUCCGGAGUUGCUGUAGGAGCAGGAUGGCAAUAUAUUGUAGCAUAUGUGAACAUCGCAUGUUAUUACAUUGUAGGAUUGCCUGCGGGAAUACUCUUGGGCUUUACAUUUGACUUCGGGGUCAUGGGAAUCUGGGGUGGGAUGAUUGGAGGAAUAUCUCUACAGACCCUCAUCCUCAUAGUGAUAGUCUCAAUCACCGACUGGAAUAAAGAGGCGGAUAUGGCAGAAGCUCGGGUUAAACGUUGGGCAGAGCCAAUUGCAAGUAUUUAAAAGUGCCAUGAAAAUGAUAGACCAUAGUCCAUUAAUGUGACAAUUAAUCUUUGAAUUGUUGCUAUGAAUUUUUUGGAUUGACUUAAAUCCUGGACAUUAAUUUCCCCAAACCCUAUAUCGCGAUGGAAGGGUUGUCCCCAUUUAAUUUAAUUAAAUGUUAAAAUGUUGAAGUCAGGCAUUGAUGUUAAUUUUACAUCAGAUUAAAACAUAAUUAAAUUAUUAACUUGUGUGGUUUAAAACUUUGAAAAAUA
Cuscuta europaea is the source of this 1872-nucleotide messenger RNA. NCBI's taxonomy places the organism in Eukaryota, Viridiplantae, Streptophyta, Magnoliopsida, Solanales, Convolvulaceae. The record is from the annotation of a GenBank genome assembly.